AUGUCCUUCGUGAUGCACGAGAUCAUCUAUUUUGGCCGCUCAAUUCCAUGGGCAAUCAUAGACCGCAUUUCAUACUUCAACAAAUACAAGAUUCAAAAUCAAAAAAUUCCAACAGCACAAGAACAAUGGAGUUGCGCUAAACUGGUUCUGCUUUCUCAUUUCACUGUUGAGCUACCUCAAAUAUGGCUCUUCCACCCAAUGGCUCAGUAUGUCGGGCUUGCUACCGGCGUACCCUUCCCCUCUCUCCUCACAAUGCUGUACCAAAUCGCUGUGUUCUUUGUGUUGGAGGACACCUGGCAUUACUGGUCGCAUCGUGCGCUCCAUUGGGGCCCGCUCUACAAGAACAUCCAUAAGAUCCACCAUCAAUACUCGGCUCCUUUUGGCUUGGCAGCAGAAUACGCUUCGCCCAUCGAGGUUAUGAUCUUGGGUCUCGGCACUGUGGGCGCUCCGUUAUUAUGGUGUGCCAUAACCGGCGAACUUCAUAUCUUGACAAUGUACAUCUGGAUUGUGUGCCGACUGUUCCAAGCCAUCGAUGCGCACAGCGGAUACGAAUUCCCAUGGAGCUUACAUCACUUCCUACCAUUCUGGGCUGGCGCAGAGCAUCACGAUGUUCAUCACGAGAAAUUUAUCGGCAAUUAUUCGAGCAGCUUUAGAUGGUGGGAUUACAUAUUGGACACAGAGUCUGGGCCAGAGGCGGCCAAAAAGAGGAGAGAACGCCGGCUGGCGAAAGAAAGGGAAAAAAUACAAUGA
Messenger RNA from Letharia lupina, 750 nucleotides. RefSeq lists its product as uncharacterized. The record is from RefSeq and is a predicted model, not a curated record. The coding region runs from base 1 to 750 and encodes 249 amino acids. Gene Ontology annotation, molecular function: C-4 methylsterol oxidase activity; iron ion binding. Gene Ontology annotation, biological process: ergosterol biosynthetic process. The transcript is spliced from 4 exons. Lineage: Eukaryota; Fungi; Ascomycota; Lecanoromycetes; Lecanorales; Parmeliaceae.